Molecule: messenger RNA, 2761 nt
Organism: Beta vulgaris subsp. vulgaris (sugar beet)
Lineage: Eukaryota; Viridiplantae; Streptophyta; Magnoliopsida; Caryophyllales; Amaranthaceae
Product: microtubule-associated protein 70-2
Exons: 11
Coding region: 429-2336 (635 amino acids)
Biological process (GO): cytoskeleton organization
Molecular function (GO): microtubule binding
Source: RefSeq, a predicted model, not a curated record
UGCUUAACAGCAAAGCGUCCCAGCUGAGUGGUAACUGCUUCCCUUAAUUAAUUUUUUAACAAACCAAUUUCCUUCUCUCUCUCUCUCUUCUUUCUUUCACACUCUCCAUCUCUCUCUUCUUACUGUGUUACCACUUCUAUAUUACAUUUACAGUACGACAUUUCUAUCCAAUAACAAAACCCAAAAAAGCUAAAACCAAAAAGAAAACAAAACAAAAAAAAAAAACGCAGAUUUGAAAAGCUCCAUUAAUUUGAACCCUCCAUCUUUGCUGCAAUUCAUCCGCAUUACCCUGUUGUGUAGAGAGAUAGGUAUUGAUGAAUCUGGUUCAUUAUUUGGAUUAGUGAUUUGUGAUUUGUGAUUUGUGAUCUCUGAGUAGGAUAGAGUAGACAGAUUUAGGGGGUUUGUUUCCCCAGCAUAAUAAACAAACAAUGGCUGAGCUUCCAAACGAAGUGGAAACUAGUAUUUCUCUUUCAACAGAGACUUACGAAGUUUGUGAUACGACAUCACCGAUAAUAACUACUACUACUACUCCUCCUUGUACACAACCUCAGCCUCUUUUAGUCUCAGGAUCUUUCAAAGAAGGCAAGACUUCAUCCCGUAGUAGACGCCCAUCUCGCCGUCCCAGUCUCGAUGCUGAUGACUUCUUAAACCUCCUUCACGGCUCGGAUCCGGUCAAGGUCGAGUUAAAUCGUCUUGAGAAUGAAGUCAGAGAUAAGGAUAGGGAGCUUGCUGAAGCACAAGCGGAGAUCAGAGCAUUGAGGUUGUCUGAACGUCUUAGAGAAAAAGCUGUUGAAGAGCUCACCGAAGAACUGGCGAAGGUGGAUGGAAAACUAAAACUGACUGAAAAUCUUUUGGAAAGCAAGAAUCUAGAAAUAAAGAAAAUCAAUGAAGAGAAAAAGGCUUCUAUGGCAGCUCAAUUUGCGGCAGAAGCCACCCUUAGAAGGGUCCAUGCUGCCCAAAAGGAUGAUGACAUGCCUCCCAUUGAAGCCAUUCUUGCACCUUUAGAAGCUGAACUUAAACUUGCUCGGCAGGAGAUUGGAAAGCUGCAGGAUGAUAACAAAGCUCUAGAUCGUCUCACCAAAUCAAAAGAAGCUGCUUUGCUGGAAGCUGAGAGGACAGUUCAGGCUGCCCUUGCUAAGGCUUCCAUGGUGGAUGAUCUCCAAAAUAAAAACCAAGAAUUGAUGAAACAGAUAGAAAUAUGUCAGGAAGAAAAUAAGAUUUUGGACAAGAUGCAUAGGCAGAAGGUUUCAGAAGUAGAAAAGCUGACCCAAACAGUACGGGAACUAGAGGAGGCUGUUCUGGCUGGUGGUGCAGCUGCUAAUGCAGUGAGGGAUUACCAGCGAAAAAUGCAAGAAAUGAAUGAAGAAAGGAAAACACUGGACAGGGAGCUGGCUCGUGCGAAGGUAACUGCUAACAGGGUGGCUACAGUUGUUGCUAAUGAGUGGAAAGAUUCAAACGACAAAGUGAUGCCUGUAAAGCAGUGGCUCGAGGAGCGGCGGUGUUUACAGGGAGAAAUGCAGCAACUUCGGGAUAAACUUGCUAUAACAGAGCGAGCCGCAAAGACUGAAGCGCAGUUAAAAGAGAAAUUUCAGCUGCGCCUCAAAGUUUUAGAAGAGAACUUGAGAGGAACUUCAACCAAUAGUAACCGAUCUACGCCUGAGGGAAGAAGUAUUAGUAAUGGGCGCCGUCAGUCCCUUGGAGGGGCGGAUACCAUGUCUAAAGCAAAUGGCUUCUUACCCAAGAGAUCUCCAACACUUCAAUCAAGAUCUUCUUUAACUUCUAGUGCUAGUAUGAUGUUGAGACAUGCAAAGGGGGUAUCAAAAUCAUUCGAUGGUGGUACGAGGUCUCUAGAUAGGGGUAAAAUCAUGUUAAAUGGAAGUAGCACAAAUUAUGCUGUCAACCAAUCUUCUGAGGGGUCCAAGGAAUGUGAGGCCCAGAGUACCUGCAAAGAAGAUUCUGAUGAAAAGCCAAAUGAUGCAGAAAUAGCUGUUAAGGAGGAUAGCGUCCCAGGUGUAUUAUACGACUUGCUACAAAAGGAAGUCGUUGCACUUAGGAAGGCUGGUCUUGAAAAAGAUCAAAGCCUUAAAGACAAGGAUGACGCAAUUGAGAUGCUAGCAAAGAAAGUAGAGACAUUGACAAAGGCUAUGGAAGUUGAGGCGAAAAAGAUGCGAAGGGAAGUAGCUGCUAUGGAGAAGGAGGUUGCUGCCAUGCGCUUAGAAAAGGAGCAAGAGAACAGGGCCAAGCGCUUCGGUAAUGCCAAGGGUCCUAUGUCCAGUUCCCAGUUGCUUGCUGGAAGAACUGCUGGACGAGGCGGAUUAACACGCAGCACUCAAUAACAGAUAGCUGAACAGCUUUAGGAGCUCUUAGGAGUAAAACUGGACAGUUCUGCUCCAACGUGUCCUUUUUUCUUAUUCUUUAUAUCUUAUUUGGUGAUUGAUUAUAAGUUGCAAUCAGCAUGCCAUUUAUUCUGUAUUAAGUGGAAACUAUUGCAUCCUUACUUGGUAUGCUUCUGACUGUUGACUACUACCUCCCGUAUCGCGUGCUGAGACUUUCAGUUUAAGGAUUCUGAAGUUACUAACCUUGUGGCAAGAGUAUUUUCCAAAAUGGCAGUGGUGUGCUUGUUGUAUAGAUAGGGAUAUUAGUCUUCUAGCUCAUGUGCUGGAGCCCCUUGUAUUUGUAGUCAGCUAGUGUGAUGUUUCAGGUUUGUUAAUAUUCUUGGAAUCAGAUCAAAUCAGAGUUUCAGCUUUUGCUACCGUUUCAA